AUGGGAAAUUGCAACGCUUGUAUAAGACCUUCAGAAAGCGAGGCUCCAACUCCCCAGCCGAAACCCGGAAAGAAACCCGGGGAACGCUACCAGAACCCGUAUGCCCAGUCCCCGGCACCGAUCCGGGUUCUCAAAGACUUCUUCCCGCGGACCAGAAUCUCGGACAAGUAUAUACUCGGGCGUGAGCUCGGCCGUGGGGAGUUUGGCGUCACCUACCUCUGCACCGACCGGGAAACGCGUGAAGCUCUUGCGUGCAAGUCAAUCUCGAAGAAGAAGCUCCGGACGGCGGUGGAUAUCGAGGACGUCCGCCGUGAGGUGGCGAUUAUGUCGAGCCUGCCGGAGCAUCCGAAUAUCGUGAAGCUACGGGCUACCUAUGAGGAUAACGAAGCGGUCCAUUUGGUGAUGGAGCUGUGCGAGGGCGGGGAAUUGUUUGACAGAAUAGUGGCGCGUGGGCAUUACAGCGAGAGAGCGGCGGCUGGGGUGGCGAAGACGAUUGCGGAAGUGGUUAGGAUGUGUCAUCAGCAUGGGGUUAUGCAUCGAGAUUUGAAGCCCGAAAAUUUCUUGUUUGCGAAUAAGAAGGAGAAUUCCGCACUCAAGGCUAUUGAUUUUGGAUUGUCAGUAUUUUUCAAGCCUGGUGAAAGGUUCUCUGAGAUUGUGGGAAGUCCAUACUACAUGGCGCCAGAAGUUCUGAAGAGAAAUUAUGGGCCUGAAGUUGAUAUUUGGAGUGCUGGGGUGAUUCUUUAUAUCUUGUUGUGUGGUGUUCCUCCCUUCUGGGCUGAAACUGAGCAAGGUGUUGCACUAGCAAUUUUAAGAGGAGUGAUUGAUUUUAAGAGGGAACCAUGGCCUCAAGUUUCUGAAAGUGCAAAAAGCCUUGUUAGGCAGAUGUUGGAGCCAGAUCCCAAAAAGCGAUUGACAGCCCAGCAAGUUCUUGACCACCCGUGGAUACAAAAUGCAAAGAAGGCGCCAAAUGUUCCACUGGGAGAUAUUGUGAGGGCAAGACUGAAGCAGUUCUCUGUCAUGAAUAGGUUCAAGAAGAGAGCAUUGCGGGUGAUAGCGGAACAUUUAUCUGUUGAAGAAGUAGAAGUAAUCAGAGACAUGUUUGCCUUGAUGGAUACCGACAAUGAUGGGAAGGUAACAUAUGAGGAACUAAAAGCUGGUCUGCGAAAAGUGGGUUCCCAGCUUGCCGAGCCUGAGAUAAAGUUGCUGAUGGAUGUGGCUGAUGUAGAUGGAAAUGGAGUAUUGGACUAUGGCGAGUUUGUUGCAGUUACAAUCCACUUACAGAGGAUGGAGAAUGAUGAGCAUUUCCGCAGAGCAUUUAUGUUCUUUGACAAAGAUGGAAGUGGGUACAUUGAACUCGAUGAACUACGAGAAGCUUUAGCCGAUGAAUCAGGUGAAACGGAUCUUGACGUGCUUAACGACAUAAUGCGGGAGGUUGAUACAGAUAAGGAUGGUCAAAUUAGCUACGACGAGUUUGUUGCAAUGAUGAAAACGGGAACCGACUGGAGAAAGGCAUCCCGACAGUACUCAAGAGAGAGGUUCAAGAGCUUGAGCCUUAAUCUAAUGAAAGACGGCUCUCUGCAGCUCCAGGAUGGCUUCACUGGUCAGACUGUGAUCGUCUAACGUCUUCGUUACUACAAUUCUAUCUAUAUCACCGCCUUUUUUUCGUCCCUUUCUGGACACACAAAACCUGGUAUUAAUUUUCUUGAAAUGUGAAGCUUCUGAAGUGAAGGAGCUUCGACAAAGAUCAUCGGGUUAUGCAACAUUCUUGGUUUAACAGUCGAGUUACCGGCCUUGGACCGACGAGGAACGGGAUUCCAGAUUACAGUUUUAUGAAGGAUUUUUUGUUCAUAGGAUGUGCAGGCAUAUGCAAUAGGUAUAGGUGGUGUUUCAUGGUUUGUGUGGCUUGUAUAUUUUUGCAACUCCUCUCUUCCAUUUCCUGUUUCUGUAUAUGUGCCUUCUUAACCGCAGCACAGACACCAUAAUUGAAAUCGUGUUCCAUCUCUGCAACAAUUUAUUUGUUCAAAGAUUGCGUUACAGAAAAUU
Sesamum indicum (sesame) is the source of this 2043-nucleotide messenger RNA. RefSeq names its product calcium-dependent protein kinase 10. The record is from RefSeq and is a predicted model, not a curated record. Gene Ontology annotation, molecular function: protein kinase activity; calcium ion binding; ATP binding. NCBI's taxonomy places the organism in Eukaryota, Viridiplantae, Streptophyta, Magnoliopsida, Lamiales, Pedaliaceae. Gene Ontology annotation, biological process: protein phosphorylation.